CAGAGAACGAGAGAGGAGCCACUUACCUGUAUCUCAAAACACUAUCUGGAUUGUGGGAGGCAGAGAAGGAGAGAGGAGCCACUUACCUGUAUCUCAAAACACUAUCUGGAUUGUGGGAGGCAGAGAACGAGAGAGGAGCCACUUACCUGUAUCUCAAAACACUAUCUGGAUUGUGGGAGGCAGAGAACGAGAGAGGAGCCACUUACCUGUAUCUCAAAACACUAUCUGGAUUGUGGGAGGCAGAGAACGAGAGAGGAGAGAGAGGAAUGGAGAGAGGGAUUAGAAGCUAAUCCAGGACACGGCCAAUCCCAGAGGAGCUCCUUUUCUUCCAAGACACAGACACAACAGUCGCACGGAUUACUGCACUUUAGUGUAUUGCCUUUUUUUUUAAAGAAGCAUUAUCCCUUUUGUAUAGUGUUUCAUUGUCCCUAAAUGCCUGGUGUCCCGGGCCUGUGGUAAAUGUGCUGAAUUCUACAACAAAGGAUAAAAGAGGACAACAGUCCCGGUGAGAGGGGAGCGAAGUGACAGGAUGUCCCAUGGACUGUCUGGUGCCACACGCAGAUAAAGCGCUUUAGUGGAGACGACAUGUGUGAACGGACCCCCUGCUCUUUCUGCUGGGUCUCAGAGGGACUGAAAGCUGAACACCCCUGUGGACUGUACAUUCAAGAUCAAACUUCUAUGAGUGAAUACUAAAACGACUGAGUGGCUAGUGAGUGACAGGUUGGAGAUAUUUUAGUUGUUGAUUACAGGGGAGAAUAAGGUGAGGUUGCUUUCAAAGCAGGAUUACAAAUUAGUUUCUGGAAAAACUUACUGUAUCUGAAGGGAAGAAGGACUUGAUUGAGGAGACUUGCGGCAGCCUAGAAACCUCUAUCAUUAACUGGAAGGAUCUGAGUUCAUGUGUGUAGGUGCAUUAGAGAAGAUUAUUAGCUGACAAUCAAAGGUGUCAGCCUAUUGAGUCACUCCUCAAUAAGCCAUAUCUAAAGUGACCUGGUUGGUGAGAGUUGUUGUCUUGGUGUUGUGUUGGUGUUGAAACCUGUAGUGGUGAGAAGAGAAAGCACUGGGUGAGAGUGAGGUGGUAAUAAAGGUUGUUUUAAAGCUGACAUAAUCCCAUUACAGUUCCUUAAAAAGUUAUUUAUAAUCUCCAACAACUUUAUUGGACAGAGCACACAGGGCCAAGCAGCUUAAACAUAACCACUUUCAGAUGUAUAACACAGCCUGACUCCUAUCCACUGUAUUGUGUACUGGAUGGUUUUCACAGAAAGGGGUCUCUAGGUAACACUGCCUGACUCCUAUCUACUGUAUUGUGUACUGGAUGGUUUUCACAGAAAGGGGUCUCUAGGUAACACUGCCUGACUCCUAUCCACUGUAUUGUGUACUGGAUGGUUUUCACAGAAAGGGGUCUCUAGGUAACACUGCUGGCUGUCCAGCUUUGACAAAAGAUAUUGGUGCUCAUUUUAAAGGUAGGUAUAGACUUCAGUUUGGACUGAUCCUAAAAAGACAAGAACAAGAAUAUUUUGUAAAGCCUCAUUGCUUAACUUUGAGAGGGAAGUUUAAGGACCUGUAUAUUUUUGUUGCUGAAGGGAAAGGUGCAUUUAAAUGACCUAAUUAUAGAAAUUGCUGUGCACAUCUAAGAUUGAUUUAGCUCUAGAAACGUUCACAGGUAUGAGCUUGCCAACAGAGAGAGCAUCAUAGUUAUAUUGUUAGUGUUCACAAGCAGAAACACAAGUUCAAAAUAACAGUCAGGCAAUACUCCAAUCCACAAAGAGUGAAAUGUAUUUUGUCUGAUGGACAGAAUAUGAGCAUCUCUUGGUAUUCUCUCACUCUUUCACUGCACAAAUACUGGAUGAGUUAUGUUUCACUGUCAGUAUAUAUUUGGAGCCGCAACUGGAUAUAUUUUCUGAACUGACAUUCAAAAACCCACCGUCUGGGAAAAGAACAGUGGAUCCCAAGCUCUCAGACCACAUAGGCUGUGGUUAUUCCAGAAUCCCUGGGAUGUGUCAUUCCUCUUCUUUUUAUUCCUCAUGACUGAAAGCUGCUGGGAAGGAGGACAGGAUUUCUUUGAGGCUGGAGUCAUUCUAAAGCACAGAAUUGAUCCUGAGAUAGAAAGCUUUGGAUGUUGACUGACCCCAUAGAUAACCCAUCAUUCAGCUGAAAACUUCAGUGGGACUUCCUAAAGCCAAACUGCAGGCUUACGCUCGAUGAAUAGCUGGCACUUGCUGCCGUGUGGAGAAUGGAUUCUACACACAUUCUCAGCACAUCAUUUGUGUUUUUCUUUUUUUUAAGGAUCCAGAAAGUUGUUUUACGUGUCUUUUAACACUAAUUUUACAUUGGAAAAGUUGACUGAUUUCUUACUGGAUUUAUUAUCCCCGUGAUUAAUUAUAUUUAAAGGGUAUUCAUCUCUGCUACCAUGAGUCUGGGAAAACUGCCAGGGAUUAAAGGCCUAGGGUCGGGCUCUCAGGGGAAGAGGCGCUUUAAGAGCGAACUCUCCGUGGACAUGAUCAGCCCACCGCUCCCAGACUUUCGCCACACCAUGCACGUGGGCCGCGGUGGCGAUGUGUUUGGAGACACCUCCUUCCUUAGCAAUCAUGGGGGCAAAGGGGAACCAGUGAGCCCCGAUUCACCCACCAGUAGCACGAAGACCACCCGCUUCUUCUCCCGCACCCUGAGGCAUGUACGCAGGUCCCCUGUGCCCCGUGCCAGGAUCGGUUCCCGUGACCUUUCACCCCCACCGCCUCCUGUCUCACCCAUCAUCAAGAACGCCAUCUCACUACCCCAGCUGAACAUUGACAUGCCCAACGGCUACCAGAGGGUGUUGUUCCCCAGCUCAGAGAGCUCCCCAGAUACCUCCCUCUACAGCUACGGUCUGCAGUCUGGUUUCGUCACACUACCCCGCCACUCCCGCCUUGAUAAACAGCUGCAGGACGGCACCGGACUGUUCGCUCAGGACUUUCGCUGUGGCUCGCUCCCAGACAACGGCUUCGCGCUAACGCGCUCCGACUCCUUCACCUCGUUCACAGUGGACCUUGGCCCCUCCCUCAUGAGUGAGGUUCUGGGCAUGAUUGACAGCCCCAGUUGCCUCACUAUGCCCAAUCACAGCUGGGAGUUGGGGGAAGAGGAAGAGGAGGAGCAGAGCUCUGUGUUUGAGCUGGCUGUGCCUAGCCCCAUGCUAAGCUCAUCAAACCCUUCCAUGUCAAGCACUCCACUCAAAGUGAAUGUGAACAACAGGGGAGAGGAGGAGGAUGGGAGGUCUCUUGAGACACCAGAUGCAUCUAUGGGGUCUCCUACACAGGUAGAACCAGUUAUGGAAGCUGAGAGGUUCCAGAGAGCAGCUGACAUGCUGGCGCGUCACUAUGGGGGAGGCUCCUUCUCCAGGAGUCAUCGCAGCGAUUCUGCCUCCUCCUCCUCACCUCUCAGCCAGCCUAAAGUCCCCUACGCCUUCCCUGAGGAAGAGGAGAUCAAAGUCUGAAACAUUUACCAAAUGUCUGUCAUUGUGAGGAGAAGAAUCCAUUUGAUCAUUAGACUACUUACUGGGGGACCUUGGUUCUGAAUCCUUGCACUCAAGACCUUCUGAGGGAUCCAUGUUUUUCAAUAAACCUUUUACGUGAAUGAUUUGAAUUGGAAAAAUCCUCAUAAGAGCUCUCGUCUACCAUCUAACAACUGGAUCAAUACUGUCUCUUGUUCAGUUCUAGAGAAGCUUGUCUAGAGUUUCUCAGACAUGAUCUGACAGCAACAUUGGACAGGGUAUAUAUAAAAAUAAACUUUAACAUGUCAGAUUCCAUUAUAUCUUCAUAAGAAAUAUACCUUAUACUAAGCAGAUUCCAUUAAACUGUCAUUAAAUUCUGGGAUGGAACGAUCUCUUGAUAUCGUGCAACUCUGUGCUAUAGCAGCUGCAGUACAACAGUCACACAAGAUGCCAUACAACGACCAGAAGGAAGGACACAGUGAUGAGCCGAGGCUGUGUCUGUCAAAAGCACUCAGUGGUCAUUCACAGACAUGCCACACGGAUGAAGGAACAUAAUACAUUUUAUUUUUAGAAGACAAAGGAAGGAUUUCCAGCCUAAUGACACACUCCUGUGAAAAGGAUUGAAAAGGGAGAUAAAACAUGACUAACAGUAUGUGGAUACUAAAGGGACAAUACAUUUUGUUUCCAUCCACCUGAUCUAAAUUGACAUAUCUUCAGUGACAAAAUCAUCUGUUAGACCGAACACAAAGCCAGUUUCAUAAAUGAUCAUUUCCUGAGAAAAGUUUGAUAGGAAUAAAGAUUCUCACUAACAUCUGAAUUAAUAUCAGAGAUGGCACUGCAUGCUAAGGUUGAAAUGAAGGGUGUGCCCUGUAAAGCGUAUCAAACUAAUUUUGGACACACAGCCCUAUAAUAGUUUAAACGUAUAGCUGCCUUAGUGAGUUAUUGUCAACUACUUUUUCCAAGUAUGUUUGUUCUCAGUGUUAUGUUCAUACAUGGCAGUAUAAUUUAAAUAACAAGGAAACAAAUGCAUUGUCAUACAUGAAGGUAAUCAAAUGAAGUUGUAUAUUAGCUGUUCAUAAGACUACAGGUACCUGACUUAAAAUGACCAGUACAGACAUGUGAUGUCACAUAUGAAUACAGUAUGUAUACGGAAUGAGAUACGAUUGUCUAAUUUGAUCCAUUUACCAGUAGCUGUCAUAUUCUUAAUAAAUACUGUUUUU
This is a messenger RNA of Oncorhynchus tshawytscha (Chinook salmon), 4683 nucleotides long. Its product is annotated as cdc42 effector protein 1. The record is from RefSeq and is a predicted model, not a curated record. NCBI's taxonomy places the organism in Eukaryota, Metazoa, Chordata, Actinopteri, Salmoniformes, Salmonidae. The coding region runs from base 2408 to 3466 and encodes 352 amino acids. The transcript is spliced from 3 exons.